GUGGCAGAAAAAGAACUUUCUUCGUUGCUUUGUGGAAUAUCGGUCGAAUGUGGUGGUGCAUGUUGCUUGAGAAGCACUCUAUGCAAAAUACCUAAAGUAUAUAAAAGUGGACGAGGAGGAUUUGGUGGUCGUGGUCAAAGAGUUCUCUUGCAAUUAUGGGAUACUGCAGGGCAAGAAAGGUUUCGCAGUUUAACAACAGCAUUCUUUAGGGAUGCAAUGGGCUUCAUUUUAAUUUUCGAUAUCACUAACGAACAAUCAUUUCUGAAUAUUAGGGAUUGGCUGUCGCAGUUAAAGGUGCACGCAUACUGUGAGACUCCAGAUAUAAUAAUUUGCGGUAACAAGGCAGACCUUGAAAAUCGAAGGCAAGUGAGUACCGCACGUGCAAAGCAACUUGCAGAUCAAUUGGGAUUGCCUUAUUUCGAGACGUCUGCAUGCACGUCAACGAAUGUUGAAAAAGCAGUUGACUGUUUACUGGAUUUAGUGAUGCAACGAAUCCAGCAAUCUGUUGAGCAUACUGGCUUGCCAUUGGCUGAUUGUCAAGGUGUUAGUCUGGAACAAGAUCAAGCACUUAAUUCAAAUUUUUAUUGUUCAUCGUGCUAA
This is a messenger RNA of Anisakis simplex (herring worm), 600 nucleotides long. Lineage: Eukaryota; Metazoa; Nematoda; Chromadorea; Rhabditida; Anisakidae. The record is from the annotation of a GenBank genome assembly.